Messenger RNA from Rubroshorea leprosula, 713 nucleotides. NCBI's taxonomy places the organism in Eukaryota, Viridiplantae, Streptophyta, Magnoliopsida, Malvales, Dipterocarpaceae. The record is from the annotation of a GenBank genome assembly.
CAAAAUUGCCCCUAUUUUUCUCUCUGACAGUUCCACAUACCUCUUGCCUCCACCGUCUGGGUCUCUUCCUAUGAGACAGGGAAGAACGGGAAGCAUAUUCCAUGGAGAGUCCGGAUCUUUCGCCGCCGCACAUGGACUCGUCUCGGCCGUCACUCGGCUUCCCUCUCGGAACCGCACUCCUCUUGAUCAUCAUCUUCAGCUUGAGCGGUAUCUUCUCCUGCUGUUACCACUGGGACAAGCUCCGGUCUCUCCGUCCAUCUUUCUCCGAGAACGCCGCCGAUCACGACGGAGAUAUUGAAUCGUCGCCAUCGAAAUCUAACUCUUCCUUGACGGAAUUGAAGAAAAUUCAAGGUCAGAGCUUGCCGGUACUGAUGCCAGGUGAUGAGAUCCCGAAGUUCAUAGCAUUGCCAAGUCCGUGCGAGCCUCAACGGCCGGAAAAGGUUGUUGUAAAGGUGAAGAAUCCGCCGCCUAAGCCACCGCCUCGUUUUCCAGUACCUUUUUAUUAGCAGAUUGGAAAUUUGUUGCAUAGAGGAGGCAUUUGAUUAACUUAUAUUUCUAUUAUUAUUCACCUCUGAUUUGGAAAAUUUUUAAAUGGAAAUAGACUCACCGCCCUCCUAUCUUUUCCAAGUGCUAGAAAAGGAAAGUUUGUAAGAUAUUGCUAGACAUUGUAAAAUAUAAGGAAUCAUUAUUAUAAAGAAAAAGUUGAGCUUGUU